Messenger RNA from Ananas comosus (pineapple), 2786 nucleotides. RefSeq names its product DEAD-box ATP-dependent RNA helicase 13. Lineage: Eukaryota; Viridiplantae; Streptophyta; Magnoliopsida; Poales; Bromeliaceae. The transcript has 15 exons. The record is from RefSeq and is a predicted model, not a curated record. The coding region runs from base 168 to 2549 and encodes 793 amino acids. Gene Ontology annotation, cellular component: nucleolus. Gene Ontology annotation, molecular function: nucleic acid binding; RNA helicase activity; ATP binding.
UCAAACAGUAGGUUGAUUAUUCACGGCCGAAACGGCUUUACACCGGUCCACUCUCAGCCGAACAAACAAGCCCUAGGUUGCAAUUGGAAGUUUAAUAGCCGCGUUUCUACUUCCCGGCGGUCGGCACGGACCGUUGUACCGCCAUCACCCCCCUCUCCUCUUUCUUGAUGGCCGACCCAUCACGGCCUCUUCCGCCGCCUUCCGACGACCCCUUCCUCGUCCUCGCCAGAGGCAAAGAAGGAGGUUUUGUUUCCUUGGAAGAGAUCGACGAGUCGCAGUAUGCGUUCAUUGGGGGAGCCUUUGAGCCAUUGGGCGGAGAGGAGAACAAGAAGAACAAGAAGAGGGAUAAGAAGAACGCCUCUUCUUCUUUCGAGCCGAAGAAGAGGAAGCGAGGAGGCGAAAGCGAGUCCUCUGCUGUCGAAGACGAUGACGGAGGGGAGAAGGAGACGGAGAAGAAGCGACCGAUGAAGAAGAAGAAGAAGAAGAAUAGCAGAAAUAAGAAGAAGAGUAAUCAGGUGGAGGCCAGUGAGAAUGGAGAGAACAAAGAUGGGCUUGUGGAGGAGGGUAAAGUAGAAGAGGUGCGUAAUGAUAUGAAAGGUGAUGUUCGUGAGGAGCUGCUUCUCAGAGAGGAUGAAGUUUAUGCAUGGAAAGAGUUGAGGCUCCAUCCUCUUCUGAUUAAAUCGAUUCGUAGGCUUGGAUUCAGCGAACCGACACCCAUCCAGAAGGCCUGCAUUCCUGCUGCUGCUCAUCAAGGGAAGGAUGUCAUUGGUGCGGCUGAGACAGGUUCUGGUAAAACGCUUGCCUUUGGGCUUCCUAUUCUACAACGCUUUCUCGAUGAACGAGAAAAAGUUGCAAGAUCAGUCCAAGAAGAUGCAAAAUCGGCUGAGGAAAGAUUUAAGGGGGGCCCACUUCGAGCUCUUAUUGUGACUCCUACGAGAGAGCUUGCAUUGCAGGUUUGUGAUCAUCUUAUCGAAGCAGCCAAGUUUCUUGACGUUCAAGUUGUUCCAAUUGUUGGUGGUAUGUCUAUGGAAAAGCAAGAAAGGCUUUUGAAAAGAAGGCCUGAGAUUAUUGUUGGAACUCCAGGGAGACUGUGGGAGCUGAUGUCAGCAGGAGAUCAACACCUUACUGAGCUGCACUCAUUGUCUUUCUUAGUGCUGGAUGAGGCUGAUAGAAUGAUAGAAUAUGGUCAUUUUCAUGAAUUACAAUCUAUCAUCGACAUGCUCCCAGUGAUUAACAGCUCUGGCAAACAAUCCGUACAAAGUACUCCAAAUUGUGAAACCAUGCCAAUUUUGCAACGGAAGAAAAGGCAAACAUUUGUGUUCUCUGCUACGAUUGCGUUAUCUGAUAAUUUCCGUAAAAAGCUUAAACGUGGCUUAUCUACUUCAAAGUUGUCCAUGCCAGGCAGUUUGAGUUCCAUAGAAACGCUUUCGGAGCGAGCUGGAAUGAGACCUGAUGCUGCAAUUGUUGAUUUGACGAAUGCUGCGAUUGUGGCUAAUAAACUUGAACAAUCCUUCAUUGAGUGUGGCGAAGAGGAUAAAGAUGCAUAUUUGUAUUAUAUGUUAAGUGUUCAUGGCCAAGGUCGUACAAUGGUCUUCUGCACAUCGAUCGCAGCUUUACGUCACAUUUCUUCCUUGCUGCGCAUUCUUGACAUUACUUCUUGGACUCUUCAUGCCCAAAUGCAGCAAAGAGCGCGCUUAAAGGCUAUUGAUCGUUUCCGUGGAAAUGAGAAUGGAGUCUUAGUGGCUACUGAUGUUGCUGCGAGGGGCCUCGACAUUCCUCAUGUCCGAACUGUUGUUCAUUAUCAAUUGCCGCACUCAGCAGAAGUUUAUAUCCAUAGAAGUGGAAGGACAGCACGUGCUUCUGCUGAUGGCUGCUGCAUUGCACUAAUCUCUCCCAGUGACAAAACCAAAUUCUAUUCUCUAUGCAAGUCAUUAUCAAAGGAAACACUUCGUCAAUUUCCUAUAGAUGAUGCUUACAUGCCUGAAGUAAUGAAGCGACUAUCUCUUGCUCGCCGAAUUGACAAGAUCAUAAGGAAAAACUCGCAGGAAAGUGCCAAGAAGAACUGGUUAGAGAGGAAUGCUGAAUCUGUGGAAGUGGCAUUGGAGGUCAGUGACAAUGAGGAAGAAAGAGUAAAGAGUUACAACCAGAAGAAAAUCACUUCCGGUCUUCUCAAGAAGCUCCAACAGGAGCUGAAUGACUGCUUAGCACGACCCUUGCAACCAAAAUCAUUCUCUCACCGCUUUUUAGCUGGGGCUGGUGUGUCCCCGUUACUUCAACAACAACUAGAAGUGCUCUCCAAAAGGAGAUCGAGUGAAAAGCCUAGUUUGAACAAGAAUAGAAGGUCUGGGUUGUUUGUUAUUGGCCAGGAUUGUGUUGAACCGCUGCAGGCCCUUCGAAGUGCUGGGCAUGAGGUUUGUGUGAAUGUCGAGAAAAAGAGAGAAAUGCAAAUAUUGGCGGAACAAUGGAAACGGAAAAGACGGGAAGAAAAGAAGUGCGCUCGCGAGCAAAAGAGAAAGGAGAGGAGAAAAUUGAAAGAGGGAAGGAAAUAAAGGAACUGUCUGUCUAGCAUAUACGAGUUUUGUACUUUAAUUCAGUCAAGUAGGGUUAUGAAUUACUUUUUAUUGUGUUAUUUCUUUGCGUUCCUUUGGGAAUCGGCUGAGGUAAUUUGCGACUGCCCUCAAAUCUGAGGGUGCCAUGAUCUUCGAAGAUUUUGACCUCAUCUGGGUAAUUAUUGCGCGUUUAAUCAAACGCUUUUCUUUUCUUAGUGUCGUAAUUUUUUUGUUCUU